AAUGCUGGUGAGAGGAAUUAGUCCUUCUUUUUUGAUUUAGUAAUUGUUCUAGUCAUUUACAAAAAUGAUAUGUUUAUGUAUUGAGAUUAGCUCUGAUCCUGCUGUGUAUGAAGACACAUGAAUUGUGUAGAAUAGGUUUCUGUAUAGUGGUGGUUUUUAGGCUGUGUUCAGUUCAGGAGAUUGUGUAGCACCAUGUGACAGCCGGCUGGCCUCUCCAACUAUACACAUAUACCAAAAUAGGAGUCCAAAUGGAGGAGCCAUCUGUCUUCUUCGGCACAGCUAGAGAGAGAUAUGCCUGAGGAACUGAGUCCAUGCUUCACAUCGUGCUCUUUAAAUCUUUUUUUAAUUUAAGAAUCUGUGUCAGUCCAUCAUUCUAGUCCAGUUCACUUCUAAAUCAUGUCGUCUGUGGGUGUAGAAAGUUACACGUACGAAUUCUGCGAUGAAGAUCAUCCAUCAGAAACAUUAAGAGCUCUUCUGGAGUUCUAUGCUUGUGGCCUGUUCACUGACAUCACACUUCAGUGUUGUACAGGACAGAUGUUUCACUGUCACAAGGCCUUGCUGUCAGCCUGCAGUGCCUACUUUAAAGUCAUGUUCACCUCGGAUAUGAAGGAACGCUCAAAUAUCAUCAUCAACCUGUCUGGCAUAGAUGGAGAGAUCCUAAGCGCUCUGGUCAAUUAUGUUUAUACGUCCAAAGUGAGCAUCACCCAGGCUAAUGUGCAAAGCCUCCUAGAAGCUGCUGACCUCCUUCAAUUCAGUGCAGUAAAGGCGGCCUGUGAGGAGUUCAUGAUGCGUUUUUUAGAUGUCGAUAACUGCCUUGGGAUUCAUGCUUUUGCAGAGCUUCAUGUCUGCCCCUCGCUGGAGCGCGAGUCACUGAGGAUUAUACUUAGUAGAUUUGAAGAGCUGAUAUGUCAAGAGGAGUUUUGGGGACUUGACUUCAAAAAGCUUGCCACAAUCCUGUCUACUGAGAAUGUGAACAUGUGUAAUGUGGAGACACUUUUAGACGCAGUUGUAAAGUGGGUGACCUUUGACCUAGAUUCUCGCAAAGAAAACAUUCUGGAUCUGCUGCACUGCGUUCAGCUCGAGGUGGAUGACACGUAUCUUACAACGGCUUUGGACGUGUACAAACAGUGUAACGAGCACAAAAUACGCUCUAUCAUCAGUCAUUCUGUGAAUUCUAGUGAAAUGUUUAAAACUAGAAAGAACCUCACAUCAAAAAUGUAUAUUAUAGGCGGAUAUUAUUGGCACACAUUGUCUGAGAUUCACAUAUGGGACCCAAUUUGCAACACGUGGGUCCAGGGGAAGGACAUUCCUGACUACACGAGAGAAAGCUAUAGCGUUUCACUUCUUGGUUCUAACAUUUACCUGACAGGAGGAUACAGGACAGAGACAGUAGACGCACUGGAUACAGUUUGGAUUUACAAAAUUGACACAGAUGAGUGGACACAGGGAUGCUCUAUGAUCACUUCCAGAUAUUACCACUGCUCUGUGCCUUUACAUGGAUGUAUAUUCGUCAUAGGCGGGUACACAGCGGGAGCCCCCACUAAGGAGACUGAAUUUUACGACCCAUUAAAGAAGAAAUGGUUUCCUGUGGCAGAUAUGAUACAAGGUGUUGGAAAUGCUACUGCAUGCGUGGUGCAAGACAGAAUCUAUGUGACCGGGGGUCAUUAUGGAUACAGAGGGAGCUGCACCUAUGAGAAAAUACAAACUUACAGAGCUGAUGUCAAUGAGUGGAGCAUUACAACAAUAUGUCCCCAUCCAGAGUAUGGGCUUUGCUCAGUAUCACUGAACAACAAGCUCUACUUGGUGGGUGGUCAGAGCACCAUCACAGACUGCUAUGACCCAGAAAAGGAUGAAUGGACACAGAUAGCCAUGAUGAAGGAGAGACGGAUGGAAUGUGGAGCUGCAGUAAUAAAUGGGUGCAUCUACGUCACUGGUGGCUAUUCCUACUCAAAGGGCACAUAUUUGGAAAGUAUAGAACGUUAUGACCCUGACCUGGACUGCUGGGAAAUAGUAGGGACCCUACCUAGUGCCACUCGCUCACAUGGCUGUCUUGGUGUGUUUUGUUUAUAAACAGUUAUUGUUCAUAUGUUUGCUGACACCUGUAUGUAUUAUAUUUGUAUUUUAUUCAGGGUCUUAUUUCCAAAUUGUAUGACUGUAAAUUAUGUUUUUAUAGAGUUUAUACUGAUAGUGUUAGUAUAAAGCUUUCACAUAUUAAAGCUUAUUUCUAAAAUGUGUUGAAGAAGACAACACACAGCAGUGACAUGUUUUCACAUGUACAUUCCUACAUGCACUAACCUGCUGACCAGGACUAAAUUACACACAGCCACUCAUAGUGUUAAAAUCAGAAUCUGACUGUUAUUUCUGUUUAGUGUUUAUUAAAUGAGAAUAGGAAAACCCGGGCAAAUAUAGAAAGCUGAAAAGCUGUUUUAAAAAUUAUCUUUAUGAACCUGUAAUUCUUCAGUUACAGUGCAUUCGGAAAGUUUUUAGACCCCCUUCAAUUUUAUGUUGCAGCCUGAUACUACAAUCAUUUCAAUAAUUUUUUCCCCAUUAACUAACUACACCCUGUACCCCAUAUUGACGAGGUGAAAACAGAAUUAAAAAAAUUAAAAACUGACAUAUUACAUGUACCUGCACUAUAUUGCCAAAAGAUUGUGGACACCUGGUCAUAAGUAUAGUAUGUGCUUUUUGAUCAUUGCAUUCCAAGUUUAGUCCCAAUUCUCUCCGCUCUUCUGGGAAGACGUUCCACUACAUUUUAGAGUGUGCUUAUGGAAAUUUCAUCCAUUCAGACACAAGGCUUUUAGUAAAGUCAGGGAUUGAUGUAAGUGAGGUGAGCAGGUAUGGGGUGCAGUCAGUGUUCACAUUCAUCCCAAAGGUGUUUAAUAAAAGGUCUGAACUC
Silurus meridionalis is the source of this 2896-nucleotide messenger RNA. It is a transcript of the gene klhl23, whose product is annotated as kelch-like family member 23. The transcript is spliced from 4 exons. Gene Ontology annotation, molecular function: protein binding. NCBI's taxonomy places the organism in Eukaryota, Metazoa, Chordata, Actinopteri, Siluriformes, Siluridae. The record is from RefSeq and is a predicted model, not a curated record. The coding region runs from base 397 to 2070 and encodes 557 amino acids.